AUGUCCAACCUCAAGCGAAAAGCGGGCGGCGCAGCUGAAGGAAACGACUCGAAAAAGCCAAAGGCAAAUGGCAGCAUCACCUCGUUCUUUGGAGCUCCCAAAGUUGCUGCUCCAAGCACAAACGCAGCAAACGUCCGUGGGCCGUCAAGUCCCAGCUUUGACAAGCAGAAAUGGGUGGAUAGCCUGAAGCCGGAGCAGCGUGAGCUCUUGAAACUCGAGAUUGACACUUUGCAUGAGAGCUGGCUGGCCCAGUUGAAAGAUGACAUUGUCACGAAGGAGUUUCUGGAUCUCAAACGGUUCCUGGCGGCCGAGACCAAGGCCAAGAAGAAGUGGUUCCCUCCAGCAGAGGAUGUGUACUCCUGGUCCCGUCACACCCCGUUUGACCAGAUCAAGGUAGUCAUCGUGGGCCAAGAUCCCUACCACAACGACAACCAGGCCCAUGGCAUGGCUUUCUCUGUCCGACCUCCCACGCCCGCUCCGCCCUCGCUGCGCAACAUGUACAUCGCUCUAAAGAAGGAUUACCCUACUUUCACCGACCCACCGAAUCGAGGUGGACUGCUGACACCUUGGGCGGACCGGGGUGUUCUAUUGCUCAACACUUGUCUGACAGUGAGGGCCCACGAAGCCUUCUCCCACGCGAAUCGUGGGUGGGAAAGGCUCACGCAGAAAGUACUCGACCUUGUCGCCAAGAAGAGGACAAGUGGUGUCGUCUUCAUAGCGUGGGGCACACCAGCUGGCAAGAGGGUGCAAAAGAUUGAUCGGAAGAAGCAUCUGGUGCUGAAUAGCGUGCAUCCCAGUCCGUUGAGCGCGUCUAGAGGAUUCUUCGACUGCAAGCACUUCAAGUUGGCAAAUGAGUGGCUCAUAUCGCGGUACGGGCCGGACGGUGAGAUCGAUUGGGCCCUGACGCCCGGCAAUACCACCAAGGCGCCGCCCCCGGUCCAGAAAGAUGCCGACAAGCAAAACAAGGGAUCGGGCGGGUUGGAAGAGGCGGAAAUUGAGAGUGGUGAUGAAGAGGCGCUGGAAGAGGCCCUCAAGCUGGCGGAAAACAAAAUGGAGGAGGCCAAGAUGAAAGCCGCCAAAAAGGAGCACGCUGUCGACGGUGGUGUAAAGGAGGAUGAUAAGUCAUCUCCGGUUUGA
This is a messenger RNA of Emericellopsis cladophorae, 1137 nucleotides long. Its product is annotated as Uracil-DNA glycosylase-like protein. Gene Ontology annotation, molecular function: uracil DNA N-glycosylase activity. The record is from RefSeq and is a predicted model, not a curated record. NCBI's taxonomy places the organism in Eukaryota, Fungi, Ascomycota, Sordariomycetes, Hypocreales, Bionectriaceae. The coding region runs from base 1 to 1137 and encodes 378 amino acids. Gene Ontology annotation, cellular component: nucleus; mitochondrion. The transcript has 2 exons. Gene Ontology annotation, biological process: base-excision repair; base-excision repair, AP site formation via deaminated base removal.